GGUUGAAGCAACUGAUAAGGACAUCCAGUGCAUGUCUUAUCACGGUCCGGUGUGAUAGUGGUUCAGAUCAGGAGAUUUUCUCCUCUCGGCAACUCUCCAAGGAGCUAGGAGGCUAGGAGGAGGCGAUUUCCUCCUCACUUCAACCGGAAAACUCGUCGGAAAAUCUGUUAGAACUGUUUAAAUUCGUCUGCAGGUGUCGCUCCAGUCGCGUGAGAUACAAGGUCACCGAUCAACGUAGGCAUCAGAGUGGACUGUUGGACGGUAGAAAACUCAUUUGGUCACCAUAGAUAAAAGGCAUCAGAGUGGACUCUUGGACGGUGGAAAACUCAUUUGGUCACCAUAGAUAAAAGAUGAAGCCAGCUAAGCACCACCACUAACCCGUGAUCUCCAAGAAAUGUGUUGACAACGGGUGUCCUGCUAUUGGCAGUGUGCCGUGGCGAUGGUGGCAAGCUUGGGCCACCUGGGUGGUGGUGGAGGGGGUUGCCUCUGGCUGGUGCUGCUCUGUGGCUGUGUCCUCUGGUGCGGUGUUGCCACAUCUCUCAGGCAUGCACGUCACCAGCUGCCACCGGACCAGGCUGCGAACCCAAGCCCGAAGCACACACAGGCCAUUCUCAGGCGCACUCCGCCACAUGAUCCACUCGAUGCUCGCAGGUUCGGCCUAGACCUGAGCGACGGCGUGGGUGUGGAGCGAGUCGACCUCAACAUGGAUGACACUGUUGCCGUUGAGGAGGAGAGCGAUGAGGAGGAAGAGGAAGAGGAAGAGAGUGGUGGAGGAGGAGGAGGCGGUGGUGGAGGCAGCAGAGGGAGACGGGAAGCUCCCAUGGUGGUGCAUACCACUAAGGGUAGAGUGAGAGGAGUGACACUCACUGCUUCCACUGGCAAACAGGUGGAUGCAUGGUUGGGGAUACCUUAUGCGCAGAAACCUAUAGGUCCGCUGCGCUUCCGCCACCCCAGACCACCCGACCGCUGGGACCACGGUCAUGACUCGCACAUCCUCAACACCACGCAGCUGCCCAACAGCUGUGUGCAGAUCAUUGACACCCUGUUCGGUGACUUCCCCGGCUCCACAAUGUGGAAUCCGAACACGCCGGUGUCCGAGGACUGUCUCUACAUGAACGUGGUGGUGCCUCGUCCUCGGCCAAAGCAGGCCGCCGUCAUGGUGUGGAUAUUCGGCGGAGGUUUCUACUCGGGCACGAGCACACUUGACGUAUACGACCAUCGCACCCUCGUCGCUGAGGAGAACGUCAUACUUGUCAGCAUGCAGUACAGGGUUGCUUCGUUAGGUUUCCUGUACUUUGACACGGCGGAGGUGCCCGGCAACGCAGGACUAUUCGAUCAGAUGAUGGCGUUACAGUGGGUCCACGACAAUAUCGCCGCAUUUGGCGGCAACCCACGCAAUGUGACCUUGUUCGGGGAGUCAGCGGGCGCAGUUUCGGUGUCACUGCAUCUGCUGUCGCCGCUAAGCCGGAACCUCUUCAGUCAGGCUAUCAUGCAGUCGGGGUCGCCAACUGCGCCCUGGGCUAUCAUAUCCAGGGACGAGAGUAUUCUCAGAGGUCUGAGACUAGCAGAAGCGAUGGGCUGCCCGCAUAAUCGCAGCGAAAUUGCAGAGGCGACCGAAUGUCUGAGGCGGAUGAAUGCCUCUGACCUCGUGGAGAAUGAGUGGGGAACACUUGGCAUCUGCGAGUUCCCCUUCGUGCCAAUUGUCGAUGGCACCUUCCUGGACGACCAUCCUCACAGGUCGUUGGCAACGAAAAACUUUAAGAAAACAAACAUCCUGAUGGGUAGUAACACGGAGGAAGGAUACUCCUUCAUCUUCUAUCAUCUCACUGAGCUCUUUCGCAACGAAGAGAAUGUUUACGUCAACCGGGACGAGUUUCUACAAGCGGUUCGAGAGCUGAACCCGUACGUGAACAAUGUGGCUCGUCAGGCGAUCGUGUUCGAGUACACAGACUGGUUGAACCCUGAUGAUCCGAUUCGCAACCGAGAUGCUCUCGACAAAAUGGUCGGAGACUAUCAGUUCACCUGCAAUGUCAACGAGCUUGCUCAUAGGUACGCAGACACGGGCAACAACGUGUACAUGUACCUGUUCAAGCAUCGCUCUCUUUCCAACCCGUGGCCGUCGUGGACGGGAGUGAUGCACGGAGACGAGAUCAGCUACGUGUUCGGGGAGCCACUUGACCCAAACAAGUCAUUCCAGCCAGCUGAGAUCGAGCUCAGUCGACGCAUGAUGCGAUACUGGGCUAACUUCGCCAAAACUGGGAACCCGUCAGUGUCCGAGGACGGGACGUGGACGGCGACCUACUGGCCGGUGCACACGGCGUACGGCAGGGAGUUCCUCACACUGGACGUCAACUCAACGGCCACGGGACGGGGACCCCGUCUCAAGCAGUGCGCUUUCUGGAAGAAGUAUUUGCCUCAGUUGCUGUCCAGCACAUCAACACCGCAACCAUCACCCCCUCCACCAGCGAAAGACAUCUGCGCGAGUAGCGCGACACUCCAGUCGCCAGGCAGCGCCACUCUGUUGCUGCUACUGGCCACCUUGUGUCCACUACUUGCCACUUUGUGGCCACUAGUUGCCACUCUGUGGUCGUCACUUGCCACCUUGUCAUCAACAUCAUUGCAUGCCAGUUCAUGGCCGCUACUUGCUGCUUCAUCGCCAAUACUUGCCACUUUGUGGCCACUUCAUGCCACUUUGUGGCCACUACCUGCCAGCCUGUGGCCACUACAUGCCACUAUGUGGCCAUCACUUGCCACUACGCUGGUGGCUACACAUCACCUCCCCCACCGGUCUACAAUGCCUUCGAUUUACUAAUAAGUCCAUGAUAAUCAUCAUAGUUGAUCACUGAUUUUAUUUGUCAAUAAUUUUGUGAACGAUUUCUGUAACAUCGAGAUUGUUUCCUCUGAGUUCAUUGAAAAUGUUGGUGGAAGAUGAGAAAUGUCAGAUCUCUAAGGCUGGGCAUGCACCGGUUAGUCAAGACAAGACUAGUCACGUUUAGUCACAAUUCUUUUUCUUAUUUAUAAACACACUGAAUUGUAAAUUGAUUGUGUAAUUGAAGAAUGUUAAGACACAUAAC
This is a messenger RNA of Nilaparvata lugens (brown planthopper), 3074 nucleotides long. Its product is annotated as acetylcholinesterase. Gene Ontology annotation, cellular component: plasma membrane. The transcript has 14 exons. Gene Ontology annotation, molecular function: acetylcholinesterase activity. The coding region runs from base 440 to 2812 and encodes 790 amino acids. Gene Ontology annotation, biological process: acetylcholine catabolic process; choline metabolic process. NCBI's taxonomy places the organism in Eukaryota, Metazoa, Arthropoda, Insecta, Hemiptera, Delphacidae. The record is from RefSeq and is a predicted model, not a curated record.